This is a messenger RNA of Lepus europaeus (European hare), 4319 nucleotides long. RefSeq names its product defective in cullin neddylation 1 domain containing 4 (gene DCUN1D4). Gene Ontology annotation, biological process: positive regulation of ubiquitin-protein transferase activity; protein neddylation. Lineage: Eukaryota; Metazoa; Chordata; Mammalia; Lagomorpha; Leporidae. The record is from RefSeq and is a predicted model, not a curated record. Gene Ontology annotation, molecular function: ubiquitin-like protein binding; cullin family protein binding; ubiquitin conjugating enzyme binding. Gene Ontology annotation, cellular component: ubiquitin ligase complex.
AUGGAGGUGGAGGCGGCUGCGGGCGCUAGCGGGCAGGGCCGGGGGGGAGAGCGGGGGAGGGCGCGAGCGAGCGAGCGGAGCGCAGGGGUGAGGAUUUCCGAGGGGCUGCGCGGUGCGGGCGGCUCCGUGUGGAAGGCGGACUUUCAGCUGAACUCUCAUCUCUCAACACUGGCAAAUAUUCAUAAGAUCUACCACACCCUCAAUAAGCUAAACCUAACAGAAGACGUUGGCCAAGACGAUCACCAAACAGGAAAUCUGCGGUCUUGCAGUUCUUCGGACUGCUUUAAUAAAGUGAUGCCACCAAGGAAAAAGAGAAGACCUGCCUCUGGAGAUGAUCUAUCUGCCAAGAAAAGUAGACAUGAUAGCAUGUAUAGAAAAUAUGAUUCAACUAGAAUAAAGACUGAAGAAGAAGCCUUUUCAAGUAAAAGGUGCUUAGAGUGGUUCUAUGAAUAUGCAGGUACUGAUGAUGUUGUAGGUCCUGAAGGCAUGGAGAAGUUUUGUGAAGACAUUGGGGUUGAACCAGAAAAUGUAGUUAUGCUUGUCCUCGCUUGGAAAUUGGAUGCACAGAACAUGGGUUAUUUUACUCUACAGGAAUGGUUAAAAGGAAUGACUUCUCUACAAUGUGACACAACAGAAAAACUCAGAAAUACUUUGGAUUACUUAAGAUCAUUAUUAAACGAUUCUACAAACUUUAAACUUAUUUACAGAUAUGCGUUUGACUUUGCACGGGAAAAGGACCAGCGCAGCCUAGACAUAAACACUGCCAAGUGCAUGUUGGGACUGUUAUUAGGAAAAAUCUGGCCCCUUUUUCCAGUUUUUCACCAAUUCUUAGAGCAAUCAAAAUACAAAGUUAUUAACAAAGACCAGUGGUGCAAUGUGCUAGAGUUUAGCCGAACAAUUAAUCUCGACCUGAGCAACUACGACGAAGAUGGAGCAUGGCCAGUGUUGUUGGACGAGUUUGUGGAGUGGUAUAAAGACAAACAGAUGUCUUAGGACUUUAUACAUAGCAGCGAGAGAGUCACUGUUACCACAGUUAUGUCAACCAUUAGCCAUAAAUUGCUGUUUGUAUCAAAGCGCAUGCUGCUUUCCUUGCACUGUCGCCCUUUGGCAGGGAUGUUUUGGUGUUUGCUAUUGACUGGACCAGCUCUGUUUGCUGUGUAGCAUUGUUCUCUUGAAAGGCUGCUUUGCAGUUUGUAUUUACACUACAGAUUGGUGAAUUUGCCAACGUCCUCACUGUGAUUAUGUGUAUAUUGCUGUUUAAAUUUUGUAUAUGUGUAUAAAAAGAAAAAAGCUUCACCUAGAGAUUAUUUCUGCAAAAAUGUAUUGUACAAAUAAUUUUGUGGCAUAUUUCUAGUCCCUUUUUUCAAAUGAACCAAUUAUACUUGAUUUGGUCUCAAAUGUAGCAUUUCAGAAGAUGAGACAAAACAACCUUAACCAUGAGCAAACAUUGCCAGAAUUAACCUUACUGUUUAAGAGGCCAACUUUUGGAAUGGGGUGGGAGUCCUAAACUAACUUUUCAGUGGCAUAGGCCAAAUCUCAUUUGGUUUACUUAACAAUAUUAGCAUCUUAAAAUGAUGAACGUUAUCGACAUGUGUAACAUGCCACCAUUCACUUCCACCAUGCAAGGCAUGGUUUUUUGUUUUGCAGUGUUAAAACUGUAGCAGCUUGGAUUUAGGUAUAAAUGACCAAAUUAAAAUUGCACCUUUUUAUUUUUUAAAUUGGGGUUUAAAUUCUUAUGAACUUUAUUUAAUGGUAUUUUUCCUCCCUCAACCCCUUCCUAACCCCUCCCCCCCCCCUUUUUCUUGGCAUCCUUUUAGCCAGUGUUGGAUCUGCUGAUGCUUUGUAUACCAAUGCUAAGUAAAAUUUAUUUUGCCUCCUCCAUGAAAAAAAAUGUAAUGGUUCGCUGGCCAUUUAUAACUGCUGAGCACUUUUAGUUGAGGCUUGAAAUUUCAGUUAAUCUUGUGUGGUGUGUGAUUUUCUAGGUUUUUUUGUUUUGUUUUGUUUUGUUUUCUUUCUUUCUUUUUUUUUUUUCAAAGAGUUGUGAGAGAAUUGUUUAGCUUCCUUUUAGUUUGUUCUCCUGGUUUUGUUUCUUUCAUGCUAGGCUUUUCCUGGCAGCACGUCCAUUGCUGGCAGUGGACACAACCACCAGCAUUGAGCUCACCUAUCACAGGUUAGGACCUUUCCUGGAGGGGCCAUUUGUCGUUUCCUGAGUCAUUUGUACAAAGGGGGACUGCCGUUAUUUAUGUAGAUGAGAAAAUAAGAGUAAUAAGCAGGAUAAUGUUUUUAGGUUUGUGUUUUAUGGUUUUUUUUUUUUUUUUUUUGCCUUCUUGAGAAAAUGUGUAGAUAACAUGUUUUCGCCCAACUAUCUGGUGCUAUUGAUGACUAAUUUAGUCUCUAAAGUUUUAUGAAAACACAAAAAUCUAGUGAUUUAACCCAAGUAAAGAGUUAAUGGUACAUUUGAACAAGAUAAAUGCUAUAGUUGUGAGCAAGAUCCGCGAUUGAGCUUGUAAUGAUUGGAAGAAGUUUGGAAUCAUCUCGAAAUUUGGCCAAAAAUAUCUUCUAGCUUAAAUGUGAAUGUUUAAAUGGCAUUAAAGGAGUAAAGCACACUGACAAUGCUACUCUUUGACCACUGUUGUAGUUUCUUUGCAAACAGUGUUCAGAUUUUCAUAUUUUUCCCUAACGGAACCACCAAAGACAGAAAUUUUGUAUGUAUAUACAGUGUGUGUGCAUAUACAAAAUCAUGGUAUGGUAGAAUGCAACUACUUCCUUUUUCUACCAAAUAGAAAAGGUUUGGUUUGCUGUGAAAUAAACCAGAGGUUUAAAAAGCUCUGUAGUGAUGAAGCAUACUGAACCAUUCCUUGUUUGUACUCUUCACUUUUAACCUUACAAUCUAAUAGCAGUUUGCAUAAAUUAAUACCUGAAAGAAUAACAUGUUGACAGCAAGCAACAGCUAUUGAGAUCAUUCUGUUGAAAAGAUUCUGAUGGAUAUGUGUGUGUGUGUUAUAGCAGUGACUAGCCAUGGGCAGACUUGGAUCUAUGGAGAAUUGAUUCAUUUUCUAAAGUACCCCAAUAAGUUCAAAAAAUUAAACUUUAAAGGCAGCAGUUAUUAAAUUUGAUCAACUGUAGUUUUGUUUGAAGCAAAUAUAAAUCACAGGUGAAAUUAUUUUAAAUAUAUUACAAUCUAGAGAAUCUUUUUAACACUAAGCACAGUUAGUCCUAAAAUAACAGGAUUAUUAGAAGGGAGAAGUAUUAGCAUUUUAUUGCCAGUGAACAUGUUCAGAACAGGAGAACCACCCAGGGAAGAACCAUCUCAAGAUGUGUGAUAUGUAAGUAAGCAUUGCACAGGGACAAUCUUGCCUGUUCAGAAAACUCUAAAUCAUCUUUAAACUGCCUUGAAGCACAGACUUCUGUGACUAUGGGGUUGCAGAGUGCUUGCCCUUGGUUUUCUUGAUUUCAUGUAGUUAUUUUUAAGAGGAGAAAAAGGAAUCGGACUGAGUAAUAAGAUGCUUUUUCUUAGACUUCCCUAAGUACACAAAAUUGAACGGUCAUCAGCCAGUUGUUGACUGGCUGAUGUUAAAUACAUGAGGGUGCCUUCUUGUGAUUUUACUCCAGUACCUGAGUCUGCACCCUUUCUCUCUUUUUUCUGUUGUGUUUUGAACUCCACAUUACAGUACUCUGUUGUAAUGGAACACAGCUCUUAGGUGUUUACUGCUGCUGUAGGUCAGGAAUUUUAUCCUUUAAGUUGUCACAAACACCCACUGUAAUGUUUCUUGUACCUUUUUGGAAGCAUGAACUCCGAAUUAGGGUUUUAUGAAUCUGACUAGGCAAACCUCUAAAUUUUGGUUCAGAUUUCUGUUGCCUGUCAAUUUCCAUUUUAACAGUGCUUUUGAAGUUUAUACAGAAAGCUUUAAAAGUUAGUUUGUGCCCUUGGUUUUUAUUCUUACAACUGCUAAAAUACCUCUGUAAGCCUUAUUCUAUAUUCUUUCAUAUGUUGUAUAAUAAAUGUAAAGAAUUCAUUGACCAACUGAAAUGUUGGGUGUCUGUAAAUGAGACCAAAAUGUGGGUUGCUUUUUUUCAUAAAAUAAUUUCUAUUUGGGGGUUACUGUUUAAUGAACAGCAGCUAUCCUAUAACUGUGAAUGCUUCGUGUCGUCAGUAUUUGCAUUACAUUCAUAAAAGUGUGCAAGUCCUGUGACUCCCAGCUUAACUAAAAUACUGUUAUGCCACCUGAGUUCAGCAAACUGGUUUUAGGUUUUGAUGGAAUUGAUGUAAAAUGAUAUCCCAUAAAUAAAAAGUAUUUGUGUUUGGUUUCAGAACUGGU